Molecule: messenger RNA, 1572 nt
Organism: Drosophila virilis
Lineage: Eukaryota; Metazoa; Arthropoda; Insecta; Diptera; Drosophilidae
Source: RefSeq, a predicted model, not a curated record
UAUGUGGGCAUAUAUGUACUAAACAGUUGACGAUAACAAAACACAAGGUUCUCCCAAAUGGAAAUACAUAGAAUUUUGCAUACGCUUAAAUGGCAAUUGCGCCUGCGUCUACUAGUCAUUCCACUUUUAACAAUGACUGCGUGUGGUGCUAAUACUGAAAGCGUCUCGGACAACACUUGCGGCGUAGUGGGUGCGGGGAAAGAUCAGGCACGUUACGAUCACUACCGCAUUUAUAAUGUCCAGUUUGAUAACGAGGAGCAGAUCGCACUGUUCCAGCAACUGGAGAAGGAGAGCGACAGCCUCACAUUCAUUGGCCACGCACGCGAAAUCGGCCAAAAGCUAUCCAUAUUGGUCGCUGCUCAUCGCGUAGCGGACUUUGCGGAUCUGCUGGAGACAUACAAGCUGCAGCAUCGUGUUUUGACGUAUAAUUUCCAGGAAAAAAUUGAUCGCAAUAUGCGUGAAGUUUUGCCGGAGCAUAUCGAUGCAUCCAAGUACGACUGGCAGCAUUUCUUUCACCUAAAGACCAUUUACGAUUGGAUGGAUCGCAUGGCUGCCAAAUAUCCGGAUCAACUGAGCGUGCUGAACCUAGGCAGCAGCACGCAGGGAAACGACAUUAAGGGCGUCAAAGUGGGCAAUAAUCCUGCAAAUAAAGCUAUUUUCAUUGAGAGUGGUAUUCAUGCACGCGAGUGGAUCGCUCCAGCCACAGCGACUUAUAUAAUCAAUGAGCUAUUGAACUCGACGGAUGAGCGUGUCCAGAAGCUGGCCAAGAACUACAAUUGGUUUGUGUUUCCAUGCGUUAAUCCUGACGGCUACAAAUACACAUUUGAGCACGAUCGCAUGUGGCGCAAGAAUCGCCAGUUGUUUGGCACCUGUCGUGGCGUGGACUUGAAUAGAAACUAUCCCGAUCAUUGGAACUCGACCGGUUCUAGCAGCGAUCCCACGCGUUAUGAUUUUGCUGGGCCCAGCGCCGCCAGCGAACUGGAGACGCAGCGACUGAUUGAGUUCAUACGCGAAAAUGUGGAGAAGGAACAAAUCAAGACUUACAUUGCCCUACACUCGUACUCACAGAUGCUCAUGUUUCCCUAUGGCUACACCAAGGAGCACGUAUCCAAUUACGACGAUCUGCAAGAAUUUGGAAAGAAGGCAUCGGCGGCCAUCAAGGCUGAAAGUGGGCGGGACUACGUAAGCGGGAAUCUGUACGAGACUAUCUACCCUUCAAGCGGUGGCAGCAUGGACUGGGCUCAUGCCGAGGCCGGUAUACCAAUAGCAUACACAUUUGAGCUGCGCGGGCCACCCGACAGCCAGGACCUAUUCAUUCUGCCAGCUGUGGAGAUACAGCCGACGGCCAGUGAAGCCUUUACAGCGAUUCGUACAAUUGUCGAGGCCGCAGCCGAAAAGGGAUACUACAAGUGAAUUUUCUCCUUGAUAAUGUUAAACUGAUGAUAUUCUUAAAGAACUUGACGUAUAACGAUGUAGAUUACUAAGUACAUUUUGUUUUGACAAGCGAUAUAAUCUUAAAUAAACUCAAAUGUUUUACUGUUUUGUGACUUUACAGAACUGAAAGAUAAAAAA